Trifolium pratense (red clover) is the source of this 1145-nucleotide messenger RNA. RefSeq names its product psbP domain-containing protein 5, chloroplastic. NCBI's taxonomy places the organism in Eukaryota, Viridiplantae, Streptophyta, Magnoliopsida, Fabales, Fabaceae. The record is from RefSeq and is a predicted model, not a curated record. Bases 113 to 1009 code for a protein of 298 amino acids. The transcript has 10 exons.
AUAUCAUAUAUCAUUGAAAUAAGAAAAGCUAUAAGCUAAGGUGUUGAAAAUGAGAUAAUGUUAUAGGAGAUUGAUUUUGAAGCUAACACGACAAACAACAAUAACAAUAGCAAUGGUUUUACAGUCUCUGUGUCUAUGUCCUUCCAACAAUUCUGCUCUUAUUCUUCCCAACAACAACCUUAUCUUCAGGAACAACAACAACAACAGUAAUAACAGUACAAGGUUAAUCCUUAACCAAAACAAAUCCGACCAAAAAAGAGACUUUUCAACUUCUUGUUCUUCUUCUAUAAAACCCAGAAGGGAUUUGUUGCUGUUAGGCCUCACUUCACUAUCUCUAACAUGUCUUCCAUUUUCUGUGACUCUUGCUGGAGAAGAAGAGCCAAAAAUGGCUUCUUUUUUAGAUGAAACCAAUGCUUAUUCUUAUCUCUACCCUGUUGAGCUUCCCUCUAAAAAUUUUGUCUUCAAAUGGGUAGAAUCCCGAAAGCCUGAACGAUAUUCAUCAGCUGCACCACUUUCUCCUAAUGCACGGCUACGUAUUGUGUCUGAACGUGUUGAUAUCUUUGAUAAUCUCAUAAUUUCUGUCACGAUAGGCCCUCCAAGUGCAGGCCUUAUAAACUUGAAGGAUAAGAGCAAAUGGACUGCAAAAAGUGUUGCUGAUUCGGUUUUAGCUGAGAAAUCUUCACUGAGAGUUACCUCAGCUCAGCGCUCAGCUGAGAGUUCAGUUCUCGAUGCACAUUCUGAUGAAAUUGAUGGUGUACCUUACUGGUAUUAUGAAUACCUUAUUCGCAAAUCGCCUAAUACAAUGUCUGAAGAAUCAGGAAUUUACCGGCAUUAUCUUGCUUCAACAGCAGAAAGAGAUGGUUAUCUGUACUCAAUCAGCGCUUCAACCCUCAGCCCGCAGUGGAAAAAAAUGGGACCUAUAUUUGAAAAGACAGUGAGUUCGUUCCGCCUUGUCAGUCCAACAGAAAAUUAUGUUCCUCCUUUCAAAGAUCCCUGGAGAUUUUGGUGAAAACUCAAAAUUUUGUUCUUAUUGUAUUCAUUUAGUAACCUUUGUGGAGUGAAAUUCGUGUAACCAUAUUAUGUUCUUUGAAGAGCAAAAUUUAAAAUAGAAUCUUGUUUUGAUUGAGUUAUUUCAGUAUUUUCCA